CGGGGAUUUCAACGUACAAACAGCUAAAAGUUUUUCUGAACAGAGAAGUGAGCCAUUCGAGCGUUGAAAAGAAAAGGCUGAAAAGGACACGAAAUAGGUUACUACUUGUGUUCUUAUUGAACAUAGUGGUACAAUAUACAUGUGAUUUUACUAUUUUGUGGAUUUUAUAUAUUUUAGUCGAGUAGAACUCGUUGAAUUCAGUUGUUAAUUUCAAAAAAUGUCGUUUGGAUUCGGAGGCAAUAUGGCGCAAACUGGUUUGUCUAUACACAAUGAUAACCUCGAAAAUGCAGAACAUAGGCGAGGAAAACGAGAAGAUAUGCCACCUGCAUCAAAAAGAGCAGCCUUGGGAACUAUUACAAAUGCAGUAACUGGAAGAAUUCAGCCUCAAAGACAUGCAAAAACAACGCACGCUGGAGGGUUUGGGCUGCGAACUGGUGUAGAAAAUGUACAGGCCAAACAGGCGGGAAAAUUUAUGAUCCCUCAACAAACUUUGAACACCCAGACAUUUCAAAUCCAUGUGGAUGAACAACCUCAACAAUCUUUUAUACGUAAAGACAAUUCAAGUUCAGAUAAUAGGUUACAACUUACAUCUGCUAUCACUGGUUUGGGGAAGGAAUCACAAUAUGAAUCAGUCCCAAUUUGUCUGGAUGAAAGUUCAGAUUCUCCUAUGUGCCUUGAUACUUCAAUAGAAUACACACAGCCAAGACAUACUGCACAAAACAAAGAAGAUAGCCAAGAAAUCAUACUAAAUGUACCUGAAUAUUCAACAGAUAUCUACUCAUACCUCAGAGAUUUAGAGUUAAAACACCGGCCAAAGCCAAACUAUAUGAAAAAACAACCAGAUAUCACUAACAGUAUGCGCACUAUAUUGGUCGACUGGCUGGUGGAGGUUUCCGAAGAGUACAAACUACAUAGAGAGACAUUGUUCCUAGCAGUCAACUAUAUCGACCGAUUUCUGUCUCAGAUGUCUGUCCUGAGGGGGAAACUCCAAUUGGUUGGUGCCGCAAGCAUGUUCCUUGCUGCGAAAUACGAAGAGAUCUACCCUCCAGAGGUUGGAGAGUUUGUCUACAUCACCGACGACACCUACACCAAGAAACAAGUCCUGCGUAUGGAGCAUCUCAUCUUGAAAGUACUUUCCUUCGAUGUUGCCGUCCCAACCGUGAAUAUCUUUAUUGAGAGAUUUGUCAAAGAAAUGAACUGUGAUGAUAAAGUUGCAGCCCUAGCAAUGAUGUUGGCUGAGUUGACUUUGGUUGAAGGGGAGACUUAUCUAGUUUAUCCUCAAAGUGUAAUAGCAGCAAGUUGCGUACUCCUCGCCAAUAAACAUUUAAUACCUGACACAAAUCCAAUGAGCCAAGUGUACCAAGUGACUGGGUACAAAAUGCCAGAGCUCUCUGCCUGUUUGAAUGACCUGUGCAAGACAUACUCACAGUGCAUCAGUCAUCCUCAACAAGCAGUCGUGGAGAAAUACAAAUCUAAUAAGUAUCAUGCAGUGUCAACUAUACCACCCUGCUCUGUUUGAAUGAACGCUCAUCGCAUCAUCAUCAACUCAUUUGUUACACAUGACUGCCAUUCUCAUACAGAGAUACCAUCACAACGAACUACAUCAACAUAAACAAUGCAACAACCAUCA
Messenger RNA from Owenia fusiformis, 1630 nucleotides. NCBI's taxonomy places the organism in Eukaryota, Metazoa, Annelida, Polychaeta, Sabellida, Oweniidae. The record is from the annotation of a GenBank genome assembly.